CUUGCUCUGAAGGCAAAGCUGCCGCUGCCGCUUCCGCAUUGCUUCCUUGUUUAUUAGUUUAAAGGAAAAACUGAGUUUUUAUAGAAGGGAAAACGUUCGAGUUUUCUCACCGUGGAAACUGAGAGAACUCCCCCACAAGUCUGCCGGGUCCCCGCCGACCUGAAGCGACGUGUCUCUGUCUCUGUCUCUGUCUGACCAGCAGAGACUCGGGCAUCUGAGCUUCUCCGCGUCCAAGUCGAAGUUCAGCCCCUGCUCUGAAUGGCCACAGCAGCAGAGGAGCCUCCGGGGCUGCAGGGCCAAGCCGGCAAUUCGACCGGGACUCGUAAAAAUGCUUAUCCAGAGGGUGGACCAAGCACGAGCAUGUCUCCGGCCAUGAAAAAAACAAUUGGCCAUCGUGGAAUUGAUACCACUGGGGAGACCACGUACAAGAAGACAACCUCGUCGGCCCUUAAAGGUGCUAUCCAGUUGGGCAUCACGCACACGGUUGGCAGCUUAAGCCAAAAACCUGAGAGAGACGUACUGCUGCAGGAUUUUGAGGUGGUGGAAAGCAUCUUCUUCCCCAAUGAGGGCAGCAACCUUACACCAGCGCACCACUACGGAGACUUCAGGUUCAAGACAUACGCCCCGAUCGCCUUUCGCUACUUCAGGGAGUUGUUUGGCAUCCGGCCUGAUGACUACAUGUAUUCUCUGUGUAAUGAGUCGCUGAUUGAGCUGUCGAGCUCUGGUGCCAGCGGAUCUCUGUUCUACGUCUCAAGCGAUGAUGAAUACAUCAUUAAGACGGUGCAGCACAAAGAGGCAGAAUUUCUGCAGAAACUGCUUCCAGGAUAUUUUAUGAACCUGAACCAGAACAGGCGCACCCUAUUACCAAAGUUUUAUGGACUCUACUGUGUCCAGGCAGCGGGUAAAAACAUCCGUAUUGUAGUCAUGAACAAUUUGCUCCCGAGUGCAGUGCGAAUGCACUUAAAGUACGACCUAAAGGGCUCCACCUACAAGCGACGGGCCUCAGCUAAAGAGAGGGAGAAGACUGUUCCCACAUACAAGGACCUGGAUUUCAUCCAGGACAUGCCUGACGGGCUGCGACUGGAGGGGGACAAGUUCAGUGCAGUUUGCAAAACCAUUCAGAGAGACUGUCUGCUCUUGCAGAGUUUCAAGAUAAUGGACUACAGCCUUCUGGUAGGAGUCCACAAUGUAGAUCAGGCCUGUCGAGAGCAGCUGAGCGAAGAGGCGGUGGCAGCGGCCAUGGACCAGAGGAGGCCGCAAGGCCAAAAGUCCCUGUACAGCACUGCUAUAGAGGCCAUCCAAGCAGAGGCAGGGAGCAUGGGACCAAUGGACACAGAGGACCAAACUGGAGGAAUACCAGCACGAAACACAAAAGGCGAGAGGCUGCUGGUGUACAUUGGCAUCAUUGACAUCAUGCAGUCCUACAGAUUAGUGAAGAAGCUUGAACACUCAUGGAAAGCUCUGGUUCACGAUGGGGAUACUGUAUCAGUUCACAGACCAAGCUUUUACGCAGAACGAUUUCAGAAGUUCAUGUGCAAUAUAGUCUUCAGGAAGAUCUCAUUGAAGACCUCCCCAUCUAAGAAGCGCAGAAAAGCAGCUGGCGCUGGGCCUCUACUGUUAACACAAACCAGCAGCAGCAGCAGCAGCCAGCAGCAUUUCCUCCAGCGUCAAGUCAGCUCUGACACCAGAGAAGACACUGAUGGAGACAAUGUCUUGCAUUCAGGUCGUCCUGACCUCCUCCCAAAGGCCUUACCACACAGCAAUGCUGUUGGCAACGCUGCCGAAACCACCAUUUCCUCCGCCUCCUCCUCCUCCUUGGUAAACCCUGGAUUCACUCCCACAAGUCAGCCUGUGACUAACUCUCAGGAUAUAAGCAGGUCAGUGGGAGUGGAUUUAAACAGCAUGUUGAGUAGAGCUCUGGAGCACAGCGUCCCCAAGAGAACUCCAUUUGUGUCUCUCGAUGAAAGUUUUAGUGCUGAGGACGCAAUCUCACUCAGUGACAUAGUUCCUCACACAAGCAAAUGUCCUGUAUAAAUGUGGGGGAAGAGAACAGGAUUCAAAUAAACCUGAGACAAGCUUGGAGGAUGUUACGAGCAUGGAUGAAAUGUUACAACCCCUUGGUGUCAUUUAAGGUACCCAAAAUUGUAUCAAGUGUAUCAGCAAGACCAACUGGGACUUAUAUAUAUAUAUAUUUUUUUGUUGUUAAUAUUUUUGCACUUUGAUUUCCGAAUCUCAAUGUGGGAUGAGCAUGUUAGUAGCUUGUGUUGUUCUGACACUAGUAAUUGUGGGUGUAUUAAACGUCAUUAUUAAUCUAAAAGGAAUUGCUGUUUGUUGAAGGUUGUUCUUGCCCCUGAUGUGCUCAACUAAGUUACUAAACACGAGGACUUAUUUGAGAACAAAACUUCUCUAUUCAAGCCCCAAUUAUUUAAAAUUCAUUAUCUAGUUUUCAAAAUGAAUUCCACAUUUGUGUUUACCACAUUGCUGUAGCACAUCCUCAUGCAUAUUUUGCUGUGUAAGUGUCAGGUGACUAGGAAACUCUUCCUGCCAUAUGUUUAAUGUAGACACUAAAACACAAACUGAUAUCUGGAAUGGGAGCACAAUUUUAAAUGAUAGGGUUUUCCUUUUUUUUAAAGCAAAUACUGUAUCCGUACAUGGUAAUCUGCAGUUUUUAAAGCUAAAAGAGAAGUCAUCCUCAACCUGUCUCUUUUUAACCAGCUGUUCUAACGGACCUGUUCUUCUAUAGAGACUGUGAAUUGUGUUAAUUUUUAAAGACUUCUAUUUUAUCUUUUUUAAAAUUCUUUACUCUGUACGAUCUGAUGUCAGUCUCAGGUUUAGUGUGUAGACGUCUAAUGACCAAAUGUGACCAAUGAACUGAUACACAAACGGUGACCUUGGGCCUGUUUCACGAAGUACACCGAGUAAGUGGCCUAAAUUCGGCGUGAACCUCGUCUGAGGUGAGUGGUUGCCGUGGUAACCAAUGGCACUGACCAAGCCUGCAAGGAGCAUUUUAUUGGAGAAAUCACGAAAAUAUGAGAAUAACUAACUAAUUUAUUGUGUGACAAGUAAAAAGAGCACGGAAUGACUUUAUUACAAACUUGUGGAACAAUCACUUUUUCCAUGAGAAUUAAUGAUAUUGGAAAUGGUAUUAGUAUUAGUAUUUUGCAGUAUAACCAGUGUCUCUCGUCAGUGGCAGUACUUGCUUAAAUUUACUGUUGCUUGUCAGUUGCGCCAUUUUCAAAAUUGUAUUUUUUCAUGUCGGUUAAGUGCAGUCUUAUGUAAAUAUUUAAUGUUCAUCACUACAGCCAUAGAGGACAUUAGGUGAAUAUAUAUAUAUAUAUAUAUAUAUACCCCUGCCAUAUACAAUCAUAUAUAGGUGUUGAUUUUACUGUAUGACCAUCUUGGAGGCUGCAGUUUGUGGUGCUGUUGAUCUGUAUCCCGUUGUCCUGACAGAUGUUUUCGUCAUGUCUAUCCCCUUUACUUCAGUGAGGAUAGAGUAAAUAACAAAACACAUCUGUGUAAUAUUACUGCAGUGCCUUAACCUAAUACAUUAGCAACUGGGUGCAUAUAACAAGGAGACACGGGGCCAUUGAUGCAUUGAUACCAUGUGUUUUCAGAGCUGCAGAUACAGACAUGCUGAUGUGCACCAUCAUGUGUUGGAAAAUUAAGUUAGUGAGUGCUUCAGCAGUUCAGACACACAUGCCACCUUAAAGCCAGUGAGUUUUAGAACUACUCUUCUUUUUGCUUCUUGGAUGAUGUUUGUGCAUUUUGGUGUUUUCUAUGUUAUAUUCUACAUUUUAACAUAUUAAACAUCUUGUAAAUUAGACCACGAAGAACAGAGUAGAAAGACUUGCCUAAGUGUUUUUGUCAGUUCUUUAGGGUGGAAUGUGAAGUCCAGGACAAAAUGUAGGUUGGUAAGAGUUUUUACUUCGGUGGCACCGCAGGGUUUUUUUCCUGACACUUUUUCUAUUGAGUGUCAUCUGCUGCUAAAAGUUUGAGAAAAAACUAUGCAUUAAGUAAAUAUAUGCAUUAUAUACAUUCCACAUUAGGUUGCUUAGAGAGUAGAAGGCCUGUAUAUUUUCACAUUGGUUUAUAAUGUAUUGAAUUUAUUGUGAUGCAUUCUUGUUCCUCCUUUUUGUAUGCAUGUGGUGCAUUUACUAAUUCCUAAACAUUCUUUUUUUAAAAUAUUAAUUAUAUUGUUAAUAUAACUUGUAUUGCUGAACAUUCUCCAGUAACGUACAUUUUCACCCUAUUUCAUAUUAAAUUCACUGUUCUUGA
Molecule: messenger RNA, 4275 nt
Organism: Scophthalmus maximus (turbot)
Lineage: Eukaryota; Metazoa; Chordata; Actinopteri; Pleuronectiformes; Scophthalmidae
Product: phosphatidylinositol 4-phosphate 5-kinase type-1 alpha
Exons: 16
Coding region: 259-2034 (591 amino acids)
Biological process (GO): phosphatidylinositol metabolic process
Molecular function (GO): phosphatidylinositol kinase activity
Source: RefSeq, a predicted model, not a curated record